Messenger RNA from Tricharina praecox, 1476 nucleotides. RefSeq names its product Alpha/Beta hydrolase protein. The record is from RefSeq and is a predicted model, not a curated record. Bases 1 to 1476 code for a protein of 491 amino acids. Lineage: Eukaryota; Fungi; Ascomycota; Pezizomycetes; Pezizales; Pyronemataceae. The transcript is spliced from 8 exons.
AUGUAUUCACUACUACUAGCCUUUUUCACUGGACUCGCCGCGGUUGCUGCUGCUCCCGACGAGCUUCAAGUCGUUACCACCGCCGGUCCAGUCAUAGGCCACUACGCAAAGAACGGCAACCUGACGAUCGUGCGCGAAUUCCUAGGAGUCCCAUACAGCCGGCCUCCGGUUGGCGAGCUACGAUUCCAGCCUCCACAGCCACCAACGCCAUGGUCCGAUCCGGUGGUGGCGGCGAACUUUGGCGCAAGUUGUUGGCAGUCCCCGUUCGAAGUUGGUCUGAUCAGGCAGCCGCCGCCGAGUCGCGAGUCGGAAGAUUGUCUCACAGUUAACGUCUGGGCACCGAGUAAGUCGAGGGCAACCAAUGGAGGUGCCGCCGUCAUGCUGUGGACCCAUGGAGGUGGGUUUGCUUGGGGCACCAGCGAGACGAACAUGUACAAUGGUGCCAACAUUGUACGAGAUCAUGAAGGCGUGAUUGUCGUAUCGUACAAUAAGUCGAGGCUCGACCGGAUGCGAGAGGGAGAUUCAUACUCAUGUUUUAGCCGUCUGAAUCUGUUCGGAUUCCCGGCCGCGCCUGGACUGAACGCCACGCAACUGAACCCAGGGUUGCUUGACGUGCGGAGGGCCGUCGAAUGGGUGUGGGACAACAUCGCAAACUUCGGAGGGGACCCCCACAAAAUCACCAUCUUCGGCGAAUCCGCCGGUUCCGCAGCUAUCGACGCGUACCUCUACUUCGCCAAAAACGAUCCGAUCAUCCGCGGCGCAAUCCUGCAAAGUGGUGCAAUAACCAUCCCCUCCGGAUCAGGUGGAGAACCCAGCCGCUUCGGCCCGCGCACCAUGAACUGGAACAAUCUUAGCGCAGCCGUCAACUGCCCUAUCUCACCAGCUGCCACGAAUCUCGAGUGCAUCCGCAAACUCCCUGCAGCGACGCUAUUCAACGCCACAGCACGCUACAACAUCUCCUUCGCCCCCGUGGCCGACAACGGAACCAUAUUCUCCGACACCGCGCACCGCCUGCAACGCGGGAAUUUUGCGCGGGUGUCCGUUCUGAUCGGGAGCAAUGAUCAGGAGAUUCCUGGAGCUUCACCCGCCGCGGUCAACGCCACGCUGACAGGAUUCACCUGCCCUGCUGCGAAAAAUGCCGCCGGACAUGCCAAGUUCGUGCCCACGUGGAUGUUCCGCUGGUUCGGUGACUUUCCCACGUAUCCUGGUGCCCCAUCGCUGGGACCAUACCACGGAACAGAAAUCUCGAACAUCUUUGGCACCUUCAACUCGGCGAUCGCAACCUCGGAACAAAUCGCCUCGAGCAAGUACGUCCAGGCGGCAUGGGUAGCAUUCGCGAAAAAUCCGACACGAGGACUCGCUAGAUAUGGCUGGCCCACCUAUAAUCCGUAUAGACCUACACUCGUCAGACUGGCGGUCAACAAUACCGCGAAAGCUUCGUUCGCGAUGCCGGCGACGUAUCAUUCCGCUUGUUGA